AAGCAUUGUGGGACUAGAGCCUCAUUACCUGAUCAGCUGCAGACUGAGAAGGAGCCUCUCUGACCACUGGAUGAAGACAGACAGCAUUGGACCAUCAGCUACUAUGAAACUGUUACAGGAAACGGAGGAUGCAACAAACGACAGAAAGUUCAUAAAAUCUCAGGUGGAGAAACGUCGCAGGGAGCGGAUGAACCGCAGUCUGGAGUGUCUGAGAAACAUGUUGCUGCAGGAGCCACAACAACUGGGUGGGGCUCAGCGCAGGGUGGAGAAAGCUGAGAUACUCGAACACACAGUCCUCUUCCUCCAGAACACUGCCAAAGAAGACAAGACGAGAGCUGGAGGUGGAGGUGGAGGCCGGAAGCACUCCUUCCAAGACGGCUUCUCCACCUGCCUGCAGAGAGCCGCUCAGUUCCUGGGACCUGAGGGGAAAGGCUUGUGGCUCGGAGCAGCGCUGGACGCAUCUUUUGCCGCUCGCUUCGCCCGUUCAGACUCUGAUUCUGCAGGCGUCCAGGGGAGAACUGAGGCCCGCUCCUCCACCAGCUCUCUGCCACGGACAAAGUCCAUUCUUCGGAUGCUUCGGCAAAAGUCUAAGCACAGACUGGAUACACGAGCCUACGCUGUGAACAGUUCAGUUGUUCAUCCCUACCAACGUCCGGUCCAGAAAGGGUUUCCCAGAGUUCCCCAACAGCCUCAGAAAAAAAGUCAGCUUGAGUUGAGGGUGGCGAGUCGAGCGAGCAAACAGAGCCCGUCCCAGAGCUGCCCGCUCAGCCAGACGAUGUGGAGGCCCUGGCCCUGAUCAUCACCUCUGACACUGAACUUUUAAUGACUCUGACAAAUGAAUAAUAAUAUAAUAUAUAUUAUUAUUACUAUAAUGAUAUUCACUGGUGCCACCUGUAUUGUUUCUUAAAGAAUAUCUGCAUUGUAGUCUUGCAAACAACGGUCUUUGAUAACUCAUAACAGUGUUGGUGUUCACCCACAGCCUCAAAGUCUGUAAAUAAUGUAAAAAAUCUCAUUUGUACAUGUGCUGUAUGUGUGAUAGGGUUGACUCACGACUCUUGUUUAAUGCUUCUGAAUGAGCUCAGACAGCGGGGCAGCCGUCUAUUCUGCUGACACAGGCACAGGGACUCUCCCAGACUGGGACAGACGUGAGCCGGAUCACGUGGCUGAGCGGGGGCCGUCCGGCCGGGACUGCUGCUGUGCAGAGAGGCGAGUUCAGAGGUGAGUAUUAUGGAGAGAAAAGUCUGCCUCCUCCUUCACACACUGCUACAACCCUCUGCUACACCUGCUAUCAUGAUUCAAGAGUGUGAUACUGAAGUGGAUAAUGAUUGAGUGUCCGUCCAUCACAUUUCCAGGUGUGGGAAGUCAGGGCUUGAGGCUGGGAGAGCCCCAUACAGCAUCUCACAUUCACCUGUGUGCCAUGAUGUCUGCUGGCCUGAAUGACAUUUGCGUACAAUAUAACUUGUAUUCUCUUUAAAUAUAUAUCUUGUCUAUUUUGCACACUAAUUUAUUCUGGAUGUCUCCCUAUGGUGAGCUGUAUU
This is a messenger RNA of Seriola aureovittata, 1538 nucleotides long. Its product is annotated as enhancer of split mgamma protein-like. The coding region runs from base 71 to 796 and encodes 241 amino acids. The transcript has 3 exons. Gene Ontology annotation, molecular function: RNA polymerase II cis-regulatory region sequence-specific DNA binding; protein dimerization activity; DNA-binding transcription factor activity, RNA polymerase II-specific. Gene Ontology annotation, cellular component: nucleus. Gene Ontology annotation, biological process: regulation of neurogenesis; anterior/posterior pattern specification; regulation of transcription by RNA polymerase II. NCBI's taxonomy places the organism in Eukaryota, Metazoa, Chordata, Actinopteri, Carangiformes, Carangidae. The record is from RefSeq and is a predicted model, not a curated record.